Messenger RNA from Trichosurus vulpecula (common brushtail), 285 nucleotides. RefSeq names its product 40S ribosomal protein S26-like. The record is from RefSeq and is a predicted model, not a curated record. Lineage: Eukaryota; Metazoa; Chordata; Mammalia; Diprotodontia; Phalangeridae. The transcript has a single exon. Gene Ontology annotation, biological process: translation. The coding region runs from base 1 to 285 and encodes 94 amino acids. Gene Ontology annotation, molecular function: mRNA binding; structural constituent of ribosome. Gene Ontology annotation, cellular component: cytosolic small ribosomal subunit; ribosome.
AUGACCAAAAAGAGGAGGAACAAUGGAUGCGCCAAGGAGGGCCACGGCCACGUGCAGCCCAUCUGUUGCACCAACUGUGCCCGCUGCGGGCCGAAGAAAUUUGUAAUCCGCAACAUUGUGGAAGCUGCGGCCGUCAGGGUCAUCUCCGAGGCCAGCGUCUUCGACUCCUAUGUGCUGCCCAAACUGUACGUGAAACUACAUUACUGUGUGAGCUGCGCAAUCCACAGCAAGAUAGUGAGGAAUCGCUCCCGUGAGGCUCGGAAGGAUUGGACGCCUCCGUCCUGA